Messenger RNA from Phytophthora nicotianae INRA-310, 741 nucleotides. Its product is annotated as 60S ribosomal protein. Gene Ontology annotation, molecular function: RNA binding; structural constituent of ribosome. The transcript is spliced from 2 exons. NCBI's taxonomy places the organism in Eukaryota, Oomycota, Peronosporomycetes, Peronosporales, Peronosporaceae. Bases 84 to 641 code for a protein of 185 amino acids. Gene Ontology annotation, cellular component: ribosome; cytosolic large ribosomal subunit. Gene Ontology annotation, biological process: translation. The record is from RefSeq and is a predicted model, not a curated record.
CACGGAUUGCCAGUCAUUUUGUGCGACCCCCUCCCGAUUUCGUCUCCGGCCAUUUAUUCUUUGGGACAAAUUGGAAGAAGAAUAUGGUGUCCUUGAAGCUUCAGAAGCGUCUGGCCGCGUCCGUGCUCAAGUGCGGUAAGCGCAAAAUCUGGCUCGACCCCAACGAGUCGAACGAGAUUGCUCUUGCCAACUCUCGCCAGAACAUCCGCAAGCUCGUCAAGGAUGGCUUUGUCAUCAAGAAACCGCAGGUGAUCCACUCGCGUGCUCGCUUCACCAAGCGCAACGAGGCUAAGCGCAAGGGCCGCCACACGGGCAUCGGUAAGCGUCGCGGUACGGCCAACGCUCGUCUGCCCUUCAAGGUGAUCUGGAUGCGUCGUAUCCGUGUGCUCCGUCGUCUCCUCCGCAAGUACCGUGAGGCCAAGAAGAUCGACAAGCACAUCUACCACGAGCUGUACAUGCGCAGCAAGGGUAACCAGUUCAAGAACAAGCGUGUGCUCAUGGAGACCAUCCACAAGAUGAAGGCUGAGCGCCACCGCGAGAAGACGCUCAAGGAGCAGUCGGAGGCCCGCAAGGAGAAGGCCAAGUCGGCUCGCGAGCGCAAGGCUAAGAAGGCCGCUGCCCCCGCUGCCAAGAAGGAGUAAGCGUCUGCUUUUCUUAGCUUGAAAACGUGAACCGCUUGUCCAGGUCACAUGAAGGAAUGAAACUCUUCCCGAAGAUGCCCGCAUCUUUUGUCCCACUAAA